Molecule: messenger RNA, 1134 nt
Organism: Knipowitschia caucasica
Lineage: Eukaryota; Metazoa; Chordata; Actinopteri; Gobiiformes; Gobiidae
Source: the annotation of a GenBank genome assembly
AUGGGUAUGUCUUUGUGGAUCUUCACCCAACACCGACCAUCCUCGGUGUUGGGUGAAGAAGUUGGCUGUUGCACGAGUCAUACUCCCCAAGGUCCAGACCGGUUGGACCGAGGGAUCAGGAUGGAGAAGGAGCCAGGGCAGGAGCCUGGUCUGGCUGCUGCUCAGGGCAGAUUGGUGAUUUUCCGUAAAAUCAGCGACUUGCAAAAGGAGGAGGAGGAGCGAGAGCGCGCCAAGAACGAGGUGCAGCUCAGCAUCCCGCAGGACCACCCUGUGCGCAGACUCCUCCACAAGUUCAAGCCGCGGCACAACGGCAACAACGGCGGCUACACAGACGCAGAGACUCACCAGACCCAGAACCUGCAGCAGCUUGGUCACUCCAGCUCACAGCACUCUCUCCCCCUGAGCACAUCCUUCCAGAACGGCACCAGCAACAUCCUCACCGUGUCGCAGAUCACCCCCAUGCAAGAGUACAGCGCCGACAACAGAGACAAGCUCCAAGAGGACGAGAGAGAACCAGAGAAACUGAGAGAAACUGGCAAACGCGAAACCAACAAGAGAGAGAGCGACAAACAGAGAGAGAGCGACAAACACAAAGCCGCAGAAAGCAACAGUGAGGCGGUGAUCCAGACUUUAUCUAAACCAGCGAAAGCCCCCAGCGCCUGGAUGCGUCUCAAAGGCAGUGCGGCAGACGGAGCGCGGCGAGACUCGCCUCUGACCAAUCAGAAGGCGGCGUCCGCGGAGAUGUUAGCGCCAUCAGCAUCGGCGCCGAACAAGGAGGCGGACGGCAAAAAUCUGCGAAAGACUGACUCGUGCGACAGCGGCAUCACCAAGAGCGAGCAGCGCAUCGACGAGACGGAGACGGUGAAGGAGGCGCUGGACGAGACGCGGCUGCAGCUGCGCACCGACAUACAGGCGCUGGGAGGUCGGCUGCGGCGGCUGGAGACACAGGUGCAGAUGAUCAUACAGCUGCUGUCUGACGAGCGGCGAGAAGGAGAGAGAGAGGACCAGGCCGCAGUACCAGGGGCAGCAGGCAGGGGGAGCGAGAAGCAGGACAUCUUCACCGUGUCCAGACCGGUGACUCCUGAUGCACACAGGGGGAGGGGCUAUGAGGCACACAGGGGGGAGGGGCUAUGA